AUGGCUAAUAUGGAAGCAUUAAGCAAGCGUUUAGACACUUAUUACGUUGCAAUUAAGAAACUGAUCCUAAAAUAUCAAAGCCCUUCUAUUGGAUUAUUUCCUUUGGAUACAAAUAUAAAGGGUCCUGAUUCACUUUGUGGUCAUGUUAGAGAUAAUAUUUAUUGUGCUGCAGCUAUCUGGUCUCUAUCCUUGGCUUAUAGGAAAUUAGAUGAUGAUCGCGGUAGAACUUAUGAAUUGCAACAAAGUGCGGUAAAAUGCAUGAGAGGAAUCUUAUUCUGCUACUUGCGUCAAACUGAUAGGAUGGAGAAAUUUAAGAGAACCCAAUCAUGGCAAGAUUCUCUUUAUAGUACCUACCAUAUCGUCACUGGGGACCCUAUAGGUGAUAUUGCAGGUCAAUUAGAAAUCGACGCUGUUGCCUUAUACAUGUUGUAUUUAGUUCAGAUGAUAGGUUCAGGUUUACAGGUUGUUUAUACUAGCGAUGAGGUAGAUCUAAUUCAAAAUCUUGUAUAUUAUAUUGAACGAGCUUAUCGGACUCCCGACUACGGCAUGCAUCAUACUGAUAAUAAAAAAGAUGCUAAUAGAGAACUACGCGCAAGUUCGAUUGGGAUGGUUUUGGCUGCAUUACAUGCUAUUAAUGGAUUCAACGUUUUUGGACCAGCGGGAACUUCGUCGUCAGUUAUUUAUGUCGACCCUGAUGCGUAUCACCGAAAUAAUACUAUCUUUCACACUCUUCUGCCUAGGGAAUCAAGUACUAGAGAUACUGAUGCUGCUCUAUUAGCUAGCGUUGGCUAUCCAGCGUUUGCAGUGACUGAUGAAGAACUCCAAUUAAAGACUAAAGCGGUCAUUUUAAAUAAAUUAAUGGGAUCCUAUGGUUUAAAACGUUUCGUCAAUGAUUCUUAUCAUGUACCAGUUGUAGAUUGUAUCGAUGACGGCUAUACCCUAACUCAGCGAUCUAAAAACUUGGAAUGUGAAUGGCCAAUAUACCUCAUAUUUCUAUCGUUAGACGCAAUCUUUAACGGUGAUGAAGAAAAAUCUCAAAAAUAUCGUGACCGUCUGAAAGAUCUUAUAUAUAUGAGCGAUGGAACGGAAAUAGUUCCAGAAUUUUACUAUGUACCAAAGCAUUAUGUCCAUUCUGAGCGAGUGAAUCCUAAAUCCCAGACUAAAAAGAUAUGUGGUAGCAGAUAUCCGGGUAGUUUGUUUUUACAGGGGCAGUCUCUUUAUUACAUACAACAAUUGUUAGAAUACCUAAGUAACUUGAGCGGUAUUGUUAAUGAGAUAGUUGAUGAACUGAUUACCGUGGAUGAUAUUGAUGUUAUUGGCCGUCAUUCACCUUCCUCUUUAUGGCGUCAGUAUAGUUCUAAAGGCGGCGGCUCUUUUAAAAGAUUCGAGCAACUGGGAUAUAAUAAAAAACUUGGCUUAAACGGGAGACCAAAGCGUCCCAUGGGACCAUUAGGAACCAGCAAGGUCUAUCGUCUGCAUGGUAUUCCGAUUAUAUCCUAUCCUUUGAUGUUGGAUCAGACAGACUUUUAUAUGUCAUUGGACUCUUCUGUUUUUAUAAAUAAUUUGAAGAAUGGCCUAAAAUUUAUUCAUGAUAACUGGAAUAUGACCGGGAGGCCAACUGUUUGUGUAUUUCUCAGAGAUUUUAAUGUCAGGAGAAGCCAUUUCAGGGAAAUAUUUGAUCUAAUCUACACACUAAAGACAGGAGAAUGUAAUGGCGUUAGAAUAAGACUGGGAAAAUUGCAGGAGACUGAUAAUUUAUUAAAGAAAAUGACAAUAUUAAAUAUCCUUCUUAAAGAUCAUGGACCUGGGCAUUAUUUCAUUGACGGAAAUAUCCUGGAUUGUGUUAACUCUGUCUAUUCAACAGCUUGCAGCGUGUUAGCAUGGUCAGCCAUACGAUACGGAGCAAGUCUGCUAAAUAAAGUAGUGGAUAGUUUAGCUCCAUCUAUCACUACAAUGUUAGUUAAAGGAAAGCAGGUUACCUUAGGUAUAUUUGGUCACGAGGAAGUUGUUGUCUCUAGCCCUUUAACGCCCGCUGAGAUUAAGUUAAUUUUAUAUAGCAAGUGCGUUAGUUAUAAUGUAAGAGAAGCCGUAUUGCAGCAGGAGUGUGUUGAAAGUUUAUCCCCAAGUAUGAUUAGAAAAUUGCUGAUUCAAUUAUUAUCCUCCGAAUUUCAUGAAUUACCAGAAGUUAAAUCUGAAAAGAGAUGGCUUUAUCAUCGGAUUUUAGUUGGAGCUAUAAACCGAGUUCCCAAAAAUUUUUAUGAAAAUGUAUGGAAUGUAUUAUAUAAAGCACCAGAUGGUAUUUGCGUAUCAGGAAAGGUUCUACCACGGUCUCCAACCAUAAAGGAGAUGACAUGCCGUGGAAUGGGGUUUGCACUAAGAGUUGAAGAGAUGCUUUCUGGGAUUUCUAAACCGCAAUAUCGGCAGAUUGCAGUUGAAUUAUUAACUGUCAUUGCUACCAUCGCGGAACGAAAUCCUGAACUACAUUUUCAAGAAGUUAUUAAUCUAAAUAAGAUUGUAAUGAAUGCUAUUGAAUUAUUUAUUGCCUCAAAUCCGAAUUAUGAAGGACUUACACUGGAGGAACAAGAAGAUCACUUCUUCAGCUCAAGUCCGUGUGAUAAAAAUAGUACGACAACUUUUUUAGCUAGAGCCGUUGUAAAUCAAUUAUUAGAAGGUUGUAUUACCGUGACUGAACAGUCUCCUUGCAGCAUUACCUGA
Molecule: messenger RNA, 2715 nt
Organism: Trichoplax adhaerens
Lineage: Eukaryota; Metazoa; Placozoa; Uniplacotomia; Trichoplacea; Trichoplacidae
Exons: 30
Coding region: 1-2715 (904 amino acids)
Biological process (GO): glycogen metabolic process
Cellular component (GO): phosphorylase kinase complex
Molecular function (GO): calmodulin binding
Source: RefSeq, a predicted model, not a curated record